AGCUAAACUACCAAAGAGUUUCAAAGCAGUCCGUGACAGUAAAAAUGCUAUGAAGUGCUUAUCACCUCAGCUAAAGAGCGCAAAAUUUUUCAUAUGAUGUCCAUUGAAAAUCAUUCAACGGCUCGACCGUCUAAUCGAAACAAAUGGGAAUGAAGAGACGAUAAUAACUGAAUAGCAAUAAACUGCUAAACAACAUAAGGAGCUGACGUAACAUGAAUAACUACCAAAUAUAUUUCUAGGAAUGAAAACACCAAUAGCGAUAUUACUUAGAAUAUAUAACUAAACCAAGAAACAUACACAACCCUAUAUAAUAUAUACCAGAAAAAUUGUAUAACUAUUUCAAUCAAUACCAUCAAAUACAUCACUGGCGAGAAGAGACCCUUCAAUAGCCAGUGAAACAUCAAACCUUCUACCUACCCACCGCAGCAGCAGACGCAGCAACAACUGUCCACUCAUUGGCUAUUGCCGCCAAAAGCAAUAUGCUGGGUGAUAUAAUUUCACCGUCAAUCGCCACUUGGAGUACAACAGCACAACAACAACAAUACUACACUGACCUAAAUGCUGAGGUGCCUGUAGUGCAUGGCGGUAUCGACGAAUUGAAUGCACCACUCCUUCAAAAUCCCUACAACACAUACAACAAAGUAUACAGUAAUGUCACAUCAAUGUUGCUGGACUUCAACGAAACGAGCGCAUAUCAGAUUGUAUUGAAUGGUACAAGCGGUAAUUCGAGUAACAGCAACAACAUUUUGCUAAGCUUUAACGAUGGUGGCGAGAGUGGCGACGGUUUCAUCACAUACAAUGGCACCGGCAUAGGUGUGGGGUUGGGCGGCGAUGGUGGUGUUGGUUCUGGUGUUGGGAUACUGAAUGGUAGCAACAAUAUUAUUGAUGUAUUUAUAGGUGAACGUAAUGAGUUUGAUGACCAGCAACUGGAAGACAUUAUUGGCGGCAAUGGCAAUGCCACAGCGGAUCCAAUGGUGGCGUUGGUGAAAAUGAUUGUCAUGUCUAUUGUGUUGGGCUUACUCAUCUUCAUAACUAUAAUAGGCAACGUUUUUGUAAUUGCGGCAAUUAUUCUCGAGCGCAACCUCCAGAGUGUGGCUAAUUAUUUGGUCGUAUCGCUGGCGUUGGCUGAUUUAUUGGUGGCAUGCCUGGUGAUGCCGCUCGGUGCAGUUUACGAGAUUAGCGAGGGUUGGAUACUUGGCCCGGAGCUAUGCGACAUUUGGACUUCAUGCGACGUCCUCUGCUGUACAGCGUCCAUUUUACAUUUGGUUGCAAUCGCCGCGGACAGAUACUGGACCGUCACGAAUAUCGACUACAGCAACGUACGAACGCCCAGCCGCGUCUUCUGCAUGAUCUUCUGUGUUUGGUUCACAGCGCUGAUAAUAUCACUGGCACCGCUGCUCGGCUGGAAGGAUCCGGAAUAUAUGCAACGCAUUGAGGAACAAAAAUGCAUGGUUUCACAGGAUGUGGGGUAUCAGAUUUUUGCAACAUGUUGCACAUUUUAUGUGCCCCUUUUAGUCAUCCUGGCACUCUAUUGGAAAAUUUACAAAAUAGCUCGCAAACGCAUACAACGGCGCAUCCAGCAGCGUUCACUUGCAAUGCCAGCAAAUCAUAAUCGGAAAAACUCCACGACUUCCUUGCAACAACGCAAACGUAAACGCCUAAAAAUAUGUUUUGGCAAAGCUGAACAAAAUGCUGCUGCUGUUGCUGGCGCUAAUGCUGCUGCUGGUACCGGCGCCGACGUUGGGGGUGGUGGAGCUGGCGCUAAUAUGGAAACAAAUGUCGGCAAUUCGCUUAGCAUUAGCAAUAUGCGCGAGGAGACGGAGUACAGCACGAGCAAUUUCGAUAGCAAAAGUCAUGCGACCGAGUUGACAACGGCAUCGGGUGAGGCGGAGGAGUCCCAAGUCUCUGGACUCGGCGAAAUUUCUACCGUCUCCCAGGAGGUGGCGAGCACCGCACACCAACAACAGGCCAUCGCCAUCACACUAACCACCUCAGCACAACAUCUGGCCGUGGCAACAGCUUGCCCCAAUGCCGUCGGCAGCAACAGCAACACGAGGGGGCAAGACAAGCAACAAGGCAACAACACAACAACCAACAAAUUAUUGGCGAGCAUACCGAAUCCUUACCACAAACUAACAAAACGCCGACAAAUGCUCGAAGCGAAACGCGAACGCAAAGCCGCACAAACACUGGCGAUCAUAACGGGCGCUUUCGCUAUCUGUUGGUUACCCUUCUUCGUCAUGGCAUUGACGCUGUCGCUCUGCAAGGAAUGUCACAUUAGCAGUGUACUCACUUCACUCUUCCUCUGGCUGGGCUAUUUCAAUUCUACACUAAAUCCCAUCAUUUACACCAUCUUCAAUCCGGAGUUCCGACGCGCCUUCCAGCGGAUACUGUGCGGACGUAAGCGCACAUUGCACAGCCGCAGUGGGAAAAUAUGAUUUUGAGAGUAGUUGAGUAGCGUGGUCGUUACAUUCGUAUCGACACGCUACAAUACUUGCAAACGAGAUACUACUCAACAAAUGGAGCAUACAUCUGAGAUACAUAGCAUGUAGAAAUCAGUAAUCAACAGUAAUAACAACAACAUUAAAAGUACCUUCACACCUCCCAACCUCACGCGCUUAGCGUUCCCAUUGAUGUUUGCACGUCUUCCUCACACGUUGAUUUAUAUGAAAGGAAGAUCGUGCGCUAAAGAAAGCAGUUAAAGCAAACAAUCAAACAACAACAACUAGUCAAAUAAAUAAACAAAUAAACAAACAAACGAAAGUCAGUUGGAAGCAGUAGUGACAAAAGCAAGAAAAGAAGAAGAAGAACAAGUGGCAGAGUCACCUUUGGCAACUCGGAGUGGCGGUCGCAAUUGUGGUUUCCUCACAUAUCCUCGCAAUUUUACACACUUAAGCAAAUACAAACACACAUACACACAUGUACACUUGAACUCUCUACACCAUGCAGUGCAGUCAUGUGUACUCUUUACACCCAAUGCAAAUAUCAUAUGAAGCAGCAACCAGCGACGAUGAAGAAAGUUUCAGCAGCAGAGCAGAUGUGAAAUACAAAUACAAAUACAAAUACUUGAACACACACAGUCAAAUAUACUUAUAAGUACACUUAGAUGAUCUACAUGAGUAUUUUUUUUCCUUGUACAAAACUGUGUCACACUUCCGCUUACAAAAGCAAUAUCAUGGCAAAUACAACACACACACAUCCACACACUUGCUUACACAGAAAUUUCCCUACAGCAGGUGCAAAGUGCUUGCUCAGGGAAGUGAACUCGUUUGGAAAUUUUGGCAGGAACUUUCAUUUUGCUUACCGUUAUUAUUAUAACACCCCAUUCACAUCACACGGAAAAUAUAAAAAAGAGAAUUAUUGAUUAAAUAUAACAUAAAUCUGCAGAUUUACUACUGUAUACACACCGACUCACCGAAUUUGUGAUCUGAUGAACAAGCAUACAAGCAUAUUUGCUGAACUACGAAAUGCAGAUUUCGAUAA
Messenger RNA from Ceratitis capitata (Mediterranean fruit fly), 3483 nucleotides. RefSeq names its product 5-hydroxytryptamine receptor 2B. Gene Ontology annotation, molecular function: G protein-coupled amine receptor activity. Gene Ontology annotation, cellular component: membrane. The coding region runs from base 480 to 2438 and encodes 652 amino acids. Lineage: Eukaryota; Metazoa; Arthropoda; Insecta; Diptera; Tephritidae. The transcript is spliced from 10 exons. The record is from RefSeq and is a predicted model, not a curated record. Gene Ontology annotation, biological process: adenylate cyclase-activating adrenergic receptor signaling pathway.